Molecule: messenger RNA, 420 nt
Organism: Protopolystoma xenopodis
Lineage: Eukaryota; Metazoa; Platyhelminthes; Monogenea; Polystomatidea; Polystomatidae
Source: the annotation of a GenBank genome assembly
AUGUCAACAGUGCGAAAGCUUGCAAUGCCCCCCCCCACACACCUCCUGUACCUCUUGUACGUGUUGCAUCGCUUGCUGCUGCCCGACUCCUCUUCACCCCCUCCGCUCCGACUUCCGGCCAUCGAAGGUUCCGGCUCGAGGCCUCGUGCCGAUUCCCAUCGCCAGUCUGCCCUACCGGCAGAUGGACUCGCUCAUUUUGCUCGUCUUCUCGGCGGCACGCUUUUGCCUGCCGGUCUUCUGGGCACGUACGAGGUACAUAAUGAAGAGGAUAUGGGGAAAAUGGGAAGGAAUGACAUUUUGCUCUCUCCGACAUGCGAUAGCCUCGAACCCACCAACCCACCCACUCACCCACCCACACACACAUACAAACACACCGGAAUGUGGAGUGGAGGUGCACUUGGCGAGGGAAAUUCAGUGUGA